AUGGAUGCAACAGAGCCCUAUCUAUACUUCUGGCCAAAAAUCCAGGAAUCUCUCGCAGAUGCAGGUAUCGAAACCGGAUGGUUUCAUAGCACGUAUACACUUACACCACAUGGGAUUUACCCAGUCCAAUUUGGCGAAGCAGUCGAAACCCUGCGAUAUGUGCUAGAAGAUGUUGGGAGAUCACCUGGUGAGGUCCUCAUCGCAGGAGACUCGGCAGGAGGUAGUUUAUGUUUGGCGAUUCUGUCGCAUUUAAAACAUCAUUCAAUCGAUGUGUCUGAUCUCGUUAUGAACGAAUCUAUUAAGGGCGCCAUUCUCCUAUCCCCUUGGGUCUCAUUCAGUCAUGAAUGGCCAAGUGUGAAACUCAACAAACAUAGAGAUAUCGACGCACAAGAAGUCACAGCCCAGUGGUCUCGGUUGUAUCUCAACGGACAACUAUCAAACAACUACAUUGAGGCAGUAAACGCACCGGGAGAUUGGUGGAGCAAUGUUCCAGUGGAACAGACUUUAGUACUUGCAGGUGCUGAUGAAGUCUUAUUAGACCCGAUAAAAUCUUGGACUUCCACAUUCAAAAAAUCAAACCCUGACACCACUCUUGUCAUUGGUGAAAGGGAAUGUCACGUUGCACCCCUUAUCUGGCCCAUGUUUGGUGAUUUCCAUGAAACUGAACAGGAGAUUGCAUUAAAGCAUUGGUUGCUUGAGCGUUUGAGUUGA
Messenger RNA from Penicillium waksmanii, 711 nucleotides. Its product is annotated as putative epsilon-lactone hydrolase. The transcript is spliced from 2 exons. The coding region runs from base 1 to 711 and encodes 236 amino acids. Lineage: Eukaryota; Fungi; Ascomycota; Eurotiomycetes; Eurotiales; Aspergillaceae. Gene Ontology annotation, molecular function: hydrolase activity. The record is from RefSeq and is a predicted model, not a curated record.